Molecule: messenger RNA, 465 nt
Organism: Protopolystoma xenopodis
Lineage: Eukaryota; Metazoa; Platyhelminthes; Monogenea; Polystomatidea; Polystomatidae
Source: the annotation of a GenBank genome assembly
CCUCGUUUAGCAAACACCUCGAAACUGCUCUCUCCGGCCGCACGUCGUCUACUCAGCUCAAGCACUGCUUCUCUUAGUCGCCCCUCCACUCUUUCGCGAACUGGUGAUACAUCUCGUCCUGGAACAGGCAGUUUGGCUGUUAGCCUAACCCCUAGUCACCUCCUUUUUUCUUCAUCACCUCUCGUCAGAUCAGCCUUGCUGCCCCAUCCAGUCAUCCGGCCUCAAGUUGCAAGCUGCUUGGCCGAUCAAUCUUCAUCUAGCAUAGAUGACUGUGCUGACCCACUGGAGCGAUUUAAGCCAGAUUCUACUACUAAAACUGGAGCAUCCGUGUCUGCUGAUUCAAGCGAAGAGAAUGGGGCUUCAAAUAACGUUGUGUUGUUGCCUGGACUCGAAUUUAAAGAAGCCAAACCUAAUGAGGGCCUAUCUUUGACAGACAACUUGCUAAACCUAAAGCGAUUGGACUAG